AGGAAAGCAGCAGCCUCCUCUCCCUCUAUCCAUCGCCUUCCCAAUCUCUCUCUCCCCUCCCUCGUCGUCGCUUCCUCCAAACCCUAGCCCGCCUUCCUCCCCACGCCCCCCCUAACCUCUGCCUCCGCCGCUCCGAUUCCCCGCGGCGGCGCGCGAUCCCGACGCUCCCAUCGCGCCCCGCGCCUGCGCUUCAACCCCUCCAUCCGGGCGAGAUCCGGCGGAUGGAACCCCCGGCGGCGAAGGAGGCGCCGCCGCCGCCCCAGCCCGCAGCGGAGGAAGACGCGAUGCUCUCCGCGACGGCAGCCAUGGCGAAGGAAGCCGCAGUGUCGUUCCAAGGCCGCCGCUACUCCGAGUGCGUCUUGGUGCUUAAGAAGCUCCUGGAGAUGAAGGAGGGCGAUCCCAAGGUCCACCAUAAUAUGGCAAUCACACAAUCUUUCUUGGAUGGUUGUCCUGAUCCAGAGAGACUGCUUAAAAUUCUAGGUGAUGUUAAGAAAAGAUGUGAGGAGCUUGCAUGUGCAUCUAGAGAACAAGCUGAUUCUGCCAAUGGCGUAGGAAGCAAUGCAUCUUCAGGAUCAAGAGGGAGCGGCAUAGUACUACCUUAUUCUGCUGCACAUAAUGCGUCAACCUAUGGGGAUGAGUUUGACACAACCAUAAUAACAUUCAACAUGGCUGUCAUCCUCUACCAUCUUCAUGACUAUGAAUCUGCUCUAUCUGUUUUGGAUCCAUUGUACCGAAAUAUUGAACCAAUUGAUGAGACAACUGCUCUUCAUGUAUGCUUUCUAUUAUUGGAUAUUACUUUAGCUUUGCAAGAUGCAACAAAGGCUGCGGAUGUAAUACAGUACUUGGAAAGGUCAUUUGGAGUAGCUAACACAACGAACCAGAAUGAAAAUGCUAGCAUAGCUCAGCAGCAAUUAGCUCAACCGAAGCCUCCUGCAAAAAGUAACACACCUCCAGAUUCUGAUUCAAAUGCUUAUGGUGGUGGAUGUGAGAACCUUUCAACAGGAAGUUUCCCAGAUGAACCAAUAGAAUUCGAAUCUUUAUACUCUAGUUUUGAUGGACAUCAGAAUCUGGGUCGGCCUAUAUUGAAUGAUUUCCCCAGGGCAUCUGCUGAUCUUGCUGCUACUGCUGCUGAUUUGAAAGUCAGACUGCAGAUUUACAAGGUCCGGCUUCUACUGCUCACUAGGAACCUUAAGGUUGCAAAGCGAGAACUUAAAGUACUGAUGAACAUGGCACGUGGUAGGGAUUCAUCUACAGAGCUUCUCUUGAAAUCUCAGCUGGAGUAUGCCCGGGGGAACUACCGGAAGGCUGUGAAGCUAUUGAGCACACCAAAUAAUCGAACUGAACCAGCAAUGCUAGCUAUGUUCUACAACAACCUUGGAUGUAUACUCCACCAGCAGAGAUCUAAUCACACCUCUAUAUGGUGCUUUAGCAAAGCGCUGAAGUACAGCCUAUCUCUUCGUUCAGAGAAACCACUGAAGCUGACUGCAUUAUCACAAGACAAGUCUUGUCUUAUUUCGUACAACUGUGGUAUCCAACAUUUGAUGUGUGGGAAGCCUUUGUUAGCAGCUCAAUGUUUUCGUGAGGCUAUGCCACUCUUCUACAAACGACCCCUUUUCUGGCUCCGUUUUUCUGAGUGUAGUCUGCUAGCUGUAGAAAAGGGUCUACUGUGUGCAGCUGGUGCUUCUUCAUGCAAUGAUGAGAUUGAAGUCAAUGUUGUGGGGUCAGGACAAUGGCGGCAGUUGAUCGUCAACCCUGUGCACUCGAGAAGUAAUUCAGCUUCUGCACGUGUGACUUCAGAUGAACAUAAAAAUUUGGUAUCACUUGGAUUUGCUAGACAAUGUCUGCUCAACGCUCAGCUAUUAUUGGAUGCUUCUGAGCAGGAAAAUCCGGUGACCGCAUCCGAUGCAGAGGAUGGCAACCAAGGAGUAGUACAAGGACAUAAAAGCUCAGGUCAGAAGAACACUGUAAGUACAGAUUUUAAAGCACCUUCUGGCCCAACCCUGGCUUUUGUAAACGGAGAACAAAAAGGAACGAGCUUGAAUGCCACCUUGCAGAGCUCUCUUGCUUUGUAUGAUGAGAUUUGUAGAAAAGAGAACCUCAAAAUCAGACAGGCCAUCCUGGGGAGCUUGGCGUUUGUUGAGUUGUGUCUUGAGAAUCCUUUGAAAGCUUUGUCUUAUGCGAAGUUGCUACAGCAGCUGACUGAUUGCUCUAGGAUGUAUGUAUUCCUCAGCCAUGUAUAUGCAGCUGAAGCUCUGUGUGCUCUGAACAGACCAAAGGAUGCUGCUGAGCAGCUGUCAGUUUAUAUCAAAGAUGGCAAUGAUAUUGAGCUGCCAUACAAUGUGGAGAACUGUGAGAAGGCCUUAGAUGAGAAAGACAGUGAUGGUGAAGACACGGUUGCUCCUGCUGUGACAAAACUGACCUCAGAAGAAUCUCAGCACUCGGAGAGUCUCAAGCCUGAGGAAGCUCGGGGCGUUCUGUAUAUUGACCUCGGCAUGACUGCUGCAAUGCAGGGAGAAUUUGAGCAGGCUGACUAUAUGGUGAGCCGUGGCCUUGCCAUGCUGCCCAACAACCCUAGGGCAGUGCUAGCAUCAGUUUACAUGGACCUUCUGCAGGGAAAGUCCCAGGGGGCCGUUGCAAAGUUGAGACACUGUAGGCAUGUGAGAUUUAGACCUAGUGUACUAGCUACCAGCUGAGCUUAGAGAAGCAUACCUUUUCAUGGUUUCUGUAGUUUACAAUUACCAUUACAAUCUUUUUGGACCCUGACCCCAGUGCGGAUGAUGAUUAAAGAUGGUAAUGCCCCUCCUGUGUACCAUACAUAAGAAGUGAACUGUAGUUCUCUUUUUAGCUUCGCCCCAGAUUCAGGGUGUAAUGUGUUGAAACUAUAUCGUUUAAAUUCGCUGCUCUUUGGACUGAAGAGUGGCCAGGUGAUCAAAAUAGUUUCCUAUAUCCGUUUAAUCAGGAA
This is a messenger RNA of Setaria italica (foxtail millet), 2962 nucleotides long. Its product is annotated as CCR4-NOT transcription complex subunit 10. Lineage: Eukaryota; Viridiplantae; Streptophyta; Magnoliopsida; Poales; Poaceae. Gene Ontology annotation, molecular function: protein binding. The record is from RefSeq and is a predicted model, not a curated record. Gene Ontology annotation, cellular component: CCR4-NOT complex. Gene Ontology annotation, biological process: mRNA catabolic process; negative regulation of translation. The coding region runs from base 222 to 2693 and encodes 823 amino acids. The transcript is spliced from 6 exons.